AUGCUCCAAGUUUCCUUGAUUCUACUCUUGAUUUUGGCGAUAAACGCUCAGGAUGUGACCCAUUAUCAGCAUGUUCGCGCCGAAGUUCAUGAAAAUGGUGGACCCGGUGUAGUAAAUACCCCUGCUGGGACAGACCGUAAGUUGUCGGAAUAAUUAGUUUUGCGUAGGAUGAGUCAACUGAGGACUCAAAAGCUCCCCGGAUUUAAAGAGAUAAACGCAAAAUUUUACAUGCAAAAAUUCGCACAGCGAGCCUUUGAUUUUUACGAAAAACUUCUGCAAAGCGCGAGCUACAAGUCUUGAAAAGGUCUUUAAAAAUUUUUAAAUUUACCAAAUUUCUUCAAAAUCUAAACGUAGAAUUUGUAGUACUCCCGUAUGAUCCAAGUUUUGUAAAAACCGUCCUGAAUUUUCAGAACGAACCUCACAGUCCGCUGUAAUCGGUGGGCCCUCUUCUUCAGUUUCUGGUCCUCCCGCUCCUUACUUCGUCUUCAGAUCCCUCCGCGAACUCCUUGAUGACAUGGAAGCUAACUUCAGCAACUUCAAAGUCAAACUCCCCACCUUGUCAAUGUCCCCUUCAAAUUACCCAUCUUCAGUUUCUAUUGUUCAUCCAAAGUUUGCGAUGCAAAUCCCUACAGCCAGUCAGAAGUGCGAUCGAAUUUCGACUAUUGAUUCGUUGAAAUUCGAAUGCCAUGUUGCCGACUUUACUCCGGAAGAAAUCCAUGUCAAAUUGAAUGGAGAAACCUUGAAGUUGUCGGGAUAUCAUGAACAACCAAUCGAUGGGGGAGUGAGGAAAAUUAUCUUUGAAGAAAGCGUUCUAGUCCCGGCCAAGGACUACAAUUUGGACGACAUUAAGAGUUUCAUCGACGAGAGCAAUGUCCUCAAUGUGAUUGUGCCAAAAAAGAAGUUGGAGAAGUCCGGAAAAGUCAGAGAAAUUGCAGUGCAAAGAAAUUGAUUAUCAAAGGUUUAGAAUACGCAUCUGGUUGUAAGAAUUUGUGUACAGGGUCUUACAAAAAAACGUAAAGGAAGUCAGAGGCUAUAACUUCAGGCUGAGGCGGCGUAGAGACUUCAUUUAUUGUUGAGUAACCCAAUUUGUUGCAUAAUUUGCAACGUGUUUAAUAAUUUCCUUCUCGUUUUUUUGACAUUAACUCCAUCGAAAACCAAAAAAAAUCCAAAAUUUCUCGAUGACUUCCAGUCGAAAAAGCACUUCUUGUCGGGGUAAGAACGCUUCUACUUCAAAAAGUCGUACCGACCUCAGUUUGCACUUUCAAAUCUUGUUACAGAGUAGCCAAAAAACAGUCCGGCUUAAAAAACAUGUAUUCCAAAAAUGAACUCUCUGCGCCGCCUCCGCCUGAGGUUUAUAGCCUCUGACAUCCACGGUUUUUGAAAAACCUUGCGUAUGUAUUGUAUUUUUCGUGUGAUAUGUAGUUGCUUUAGAAAUAUGGUUCAUAUUUAUAGUCAUUAUGAUUACAUCGCUAGCUGCUUUGACUUUGUACACUUCAAUAAAACUUUUAACUUUACUUGAGGGUUUAAUUUCCUUCGUUACAAAAAACUUCUGAACGCCGCUUUCUAUCCGUUCGAACGCUCACUUAAUCCAUUUCCGACCUCCACCUGCCUGACCAAAUCAUGUCGUAUUCAUAUCUCCUCUCAAUCUCCUCAACCAACGCCCCAUCGCUCUUCUUUUUGCUGUAACAUCCGUUCUCGGCAUGUUCUUAACACUUGAUUAACACGACCUUAUUCUGACCCUUCCUCUCUUUUACCUGUGCCGUCACGAAGGAGAUCGGAGAAAGGAAAUCAAAGAAAAAUGGUUUUUCGAAGGACUAAUCGGCUUUGUUUGGCUUUCGAAAAAAGAAAAAAAGGCGACUUCGGUUGCGUACUUUCGCUCCAUUCAGUCCCCAAAACCUUAUAGCACUUGAAGUCGGGUUGAAGAGGUGGUGGGGGUGAUUUGACUCCGGUUAAGUUGCAGACAGAAGAAAGGCAUCGGAAUAUUAUUUGACCGUUUCUUUGUUUAUCCACUCGUGGAGUGCGUAAUUUGUUGCGCAAGGCCUGAAGAUGGCGUGGUUUGCUUUGAAAUAGGAGUUUGUCUUUUGAAUUUCAAGCCGCUGACCUUUGACUUCCGAAGGUUUGGCUUUUGAGGUCAUGGAAGAGGGAAUGACCGGUAAUCAGCUUAGUUUAUUAUAUGCUGCGGGGAGUAAAGAAAGUCAUAAAAGUUUAGUUAUAAUUUUGAUUCAAUUCGCUUGGUGGAAGACUUCUUAGAUCCCAUGCAAGCAUUUUCUGGGCCUUGUACUCAUAUUAGCCCCCCAAAAAAAAUUAAGGCUUUAUAGUCCCAGCUGUCACACUUAGAGCACCCCUUGAAAGAGUAUUGGUAAACUUCGUGCCAUACUUUUGCUUUAGUCAGCUUAUUUACAAUUUGUUUCUUUGACUUUUGGAUGACAUUUGAUACCCCGGCUUUUUAUGGAUAUUUAGCAAAGAACGGCCGCCCAUGCCGGUGUGGAUCUCAUUCUAGGAAGUGUUAGGCUUCUGAUUCUAGGCUGCAUCUAUUUUACUAUCUUUCUCCAGCCAACCUUCGGACGUACAGGUAAAUUUUAACUUGUUAGGGUUUAAUCGAACGGAAAGCAAUUAUUCGCAAUAGUGGACUCCAUUCUGCCUGAUCUCCUUUCACUUUCCAUGCGUUUUUUGCUGCCGAUCGGUUCAAAAUCUAGCUGAUUCCCAAGAUAGUCAUGGAUUAGUCCUCCAAACUUUCUUUUUUGUCCAUUUUUUGUUUUGAAUGCCCACUUCGCUUUGUAUAACUUCCUUUUCUUAUGCAAAACGUAUUAUUCUCUUUGUAAAAUCGUCGCCAUUCCAAAUUAAGUUCUUCAAAUAAAAAACCCCCAUAUUCGGGCAGAAAAAACAGCAGGACUACAUACCGAAUUCCUUUGGCCUCCUCCGUCGGUCUUCUUCGCCUUCUUCUCCCCUUUUUUCUAUUGUAAUUCGAGAGAGCGACAAAACAGAUCACAAAAAUGGAAGAAACAUUCGCAUUUCGUUUUAGUCCCGAAGCUGUCGGAUUCCUCUUGUAGUCUGAGGCAACGGCGUUCCGCCUCCGGCCGUUGGGACUGCACACUCAGCCAGUGGCUGACCAAUGUGUUGGACAGGAUGAGUCGCUACCUUCGAGAUCACAUCCGUCUCGACGAAACGCACAAUGAGAUCUUUGUGCUCCUCGUAAUGAUUGCAAUGGUUUUGGCGUUGAUUUGUCUGUUAAUUGUGUGCAAUUGCCUUCUUCAUUGCCAUUGUCCGAGCUUCAGGAAAAAAAGAAAAGAGAAGCUGCGUUUCGAAUGUGAAGACGAUUACUUCGAACAUGUAAAUCGAUUACUCGCCAGACAUCAUGAUAUCGAAGAAAGACGAAAGGAAGAGCUGGAAAGGCUCAAGGAUGCGGACGGAGUAAGUUUUUUUUUAUUAUCUACUUGAUAGCUAUAUCCUAUUUUAGUUUGAAUCGUACCUUCCGCUAAUUCCUCGAUCCCUCCCGGGCAGUAGAACAGCUUCGCCGGCACGGAGAAGGGCCCGCCAUAAUUCUGCAAGCUCAACACCUGCCAGAAGAGAGUUAAAAGAGGAUUUGGAGCAAUUUAAGGUCGAUCAUCGAGUGCAAAUUAAAGCUCCAGCAUCUCCAAAAACUGAGCCAGAGCUCUCUCCAAAGUCGGUAAUUGUUCGACGGCCUUCGCCAGCUCUUACGCAAGUCAGUAGAGCAGUAUCCACGACUAAUGUUACGGACGCGCAGACUCAAACACUGUAGGUCGCCUGAAUAAUAUAAUUCUUGAUUUCCUCUCUCUAAGCGCCGUUUAUAAAAAUUCUGUGUUAAAAACGCAUUUUACUUUCAGAGUGCCCUUGAUUGUGCUAAAACGACCACCCAAACGGAUCGAAACUACCGUAUGA
Molecule: messenger RNA, 3900 nt
Organism: Bursaphelenchus xylophilus (pine wood nematode)
Lineage: Eukaryota; Metazoa; Nematoda; Chromadorea; Rhabditida; Aphelenchoididae
Source: the annotation of a GenBank genome assembly